Molecule: messenger RNA, 927 nt
Organism: Monopterus albus (swamp eel)
Lineage: Eukaryota; Metazoa; Chordata; Actinopteri; Synbranchiformes; Synbranchidae
Product: olfactory receptor 13C2-like
Exons: 1
Coding region: 1-927 (308 amino acids)
Biological process (GO): detection of chemical stimulus involved in sensory perception of smell; G protein-coupled receptor signaling pathway
Cellular component (GO): membrane
Molecular function (GO): olfactory receptor activity; G protein-coupled receptor activity; odorant binding
Source: RefSeq, a predicted model, not a curated record
AUGGGUGAUGACCUAAAUGUAACACAUAUAACUCUUAGUGGGCAUGUUGAAGUGCAUAAGUACAGAUAUCUUUAUUUUGUCAUCAUGUUAACAGCAUAUUUUCUAAUAAUCUGCUUUAAUUGCACAAUUGUGUGUCUCACAGUGAUUCACAAAAACCUCCAUGAGCCCAUGUACAUUUUCAUUGGAGCUUUGUUGAUUAACUCUGUUCUUUACAGCACUAAUAUCUACCCAAAGCUGUUGAUCGACUUCUUGUCUGAAAAACAGAUCAUAACUCAUUCACUCUGUUUCCUUCAAGCUUCUGUAUACUACACUCUGGCCGGUUCAGAGUUCUUACUGUUGGCAGUCAUGGCCUAUGACAGAUAUGUGUCUAUAUGUAAACCUCUGCAGUAUCCAACUGUCAUGAGAAAAGCUGUUGUCAAUACUUUGCUGGUUUUGUCUUGGCUUGUGCCUGCUUGUGAAUUUGCAGUGCAAGAUGCUUUCUAUGCCAGUGUAAAACUCUGCAGUUUUACUUUGAAAGGAAUUUUUUGUAACAGUUCAAUUUACAGUCUUCAGUGUGUGCGAUCAGUAGCAAUAUCUGUAUAUGGUGUCCUCCUGUUACUUAAUAUUGUACUGUUCCCUGUCCUUUUCAUACUUUUUACAUACACCAGGAUACUUAUCGUAUCAUACCAAAGUAGUAAAACAUUCAGGAGAAAAGCUGCACAGACCUGUUUACCUCAUCUGCUGGUUUUAAUCAACUUUACCUGUUUUAUUACUUAUGAUGUUGUUGUGGUUCGACUGGAGUCAGAUAUUCCAAAAAAUGUUGGGUUAAUAUUGGCUUUACAAAUGAUUGUGUAUCAUCCUCUUUUUAAUCCGAUCAUAUAUGGGCUAAAAAUGAAAGAAAUCUCUAAACACCUCAAGAGGUUGUUGUUUCAGUUCAAAUCACACUAA